AUGACUUGUAACGCGUGUGUGGUAUUGCGUAUAUCGGACGGGGGCGUGAAGUGGCGUGUUACCGCGAUGUCAGCAAGUCGAUACAUCCGUAAACGUCCAGUGGCUCAGUCGAUUUCUGAGGAUGAAGCACUAGAGGAUCCUGACCGGAAUAUUAAUGAUCCGCCUGGACACUGCACCUCAUCAUCAUUGUUGUCUGAAUCAUCCACGCUUUCUACCUCAGGCUACGAGCAGUUAUCGUCUGUCUCAUUAAAAAGUCUUUAUGAUUGUCCGAUUUGCUUCCAACUUUUUCGCGAGCCGUACUCAACAUUAUGCGGUCAUUCAUUCUGCCGAGAAUGUAUUAGUGCACAUUUGGAGCGUUCUUUGCGAUGCCCUGUAUGUAAUCGAAGUUUGGAUCCAAGAUCAGGUCCUAUCGUCUUUCCUAAUUUUACGGCCGCUAGCAUUGUGGAUGUAAUCCGACGUAAUAUGAAGGCAGCGCGCAGUCUUGCAGCAGCCAGUGGUAGAAAUGAGGGGUUGGCAUUAACAAGCGAAAAACUGAUUGACUUGGCUUUGAAUGCAGAUGCUCCUUUUUUGGAUCAUUUUAUGGACCUUCUCAAAAAACGACGUGAACAGAUCAGUGAUAAUGUCACUCGGAGAAAAAACAUGCUGCUGAACGAGUUCAUUGAUGAAAUGAUUACACAACGAGAAGAGAAGCUCAAACAGCUUCAGAAUGAGCUAUCCAUUUUACGGAACGAUAAAGCUUCCAUCCAGGCACUGAUGAAAGAUGAACUGAGCGGCAAUAUUGGCACACAUUCACAACGAAUGGUACCAGAUGCCAGUGGUUCACAAGUAAUACAGUCUGCAUCAGCUUUGAAAAAAGUGAGAUUUGAUGAUGAUGAUCAUGCUGAUGAAAUAGGGAAAUAUCGUAGUCGUCUUCAGCAACAUAUGGCCGGUUUAGAGCAAGCUUAUUUCAAUAGACGUUUAAAUAGUACAGAGUCUAGGAGUGUUAUGGAUGACUCAUUGGGUCCUUGUUGUGAUACUCUUGAUGAUUUUUCACAAGUACUACAUGGUAUGUCGCAAUAUGGUAGUUUUCGACGUUUGGCAUCUUUAAAUUACAAUGUGGCAGAUGCAACAGCUGCAUUAUCUAUUGUUUCAAGCAUUGAGUUCGACAAAGAUGGUGAAUUUUUCAUCUUGGCAGGAGUUGCUAAACGUAUAAAAGUGUAUGAGUUCCAAUCAGUUAUCGAAAAUACGGAUACUUUGCAUUAUCCUGUUACUCAGCUUCAAUGUACGUCCAAAAUCAGUAAUGUAUCAUGGAAUCCAUAUUGUAAAAGCACUCUUGCAAGCAGUGAUUACGAUGGAACAGUACAACUUUGGGACACCUCACUUGCAAAAUCAAUUAGACGUUAUCAAAAACGAUGUUGGACUGUAGUCUUCAACAGCGUUGAUCCCCACUUGAUGGCUUCUGGAUCCGAUGACGCUAGAGUGAAACUUUGGUCAAUCGGAGUGGAUCGUUCAGUAGCAACAAUCGACGCUAAAGUCAACGUAUGUUGUGUUUGUUUCAGUCCAACGCAACGAAACUAUCUUGUUUUUGGCUCUGCUGAUCACUGCAUUCACUUGUACGAUAUCCGAAGACCGCUAGAACCAGUUAAUGUUUUUCGCGGUCAUCGAAAGGCAGUAUCUUACGUUAAGUAUUGUACCGAAAAUGAAGUUGUCUCAGCGUCUACUGAUAGUAAUCUCCGAUUGUGGGAUGCAAGUAGCGGAAAAUGUAUACGUACAAUGAAAGGUCAUCAAAAUGAAAGAAAUUUUGUGGGUUUGGCAACCGAUGGUAAACACAUUGUAUGUGGAUCGGAAAAUAAUCAUCUAUAUCUGUAUCAUAAGGGUUUAUGCGAUCCGUUAAUGUGCUAUGAUUUUGGUCGCGCGGAUACCACUCGUUCUGCUCUUCUAUCAACUGAUUCUUCUUCUGAUUUUGUAUCUGCUGUCAGCUGGAAAAAGAAUUCAAAUGUUGUUGUGGCAGCGAAUAGUCAAGGAACGACGCAUGUAUUUGAACUUAUUUAA
This is a messenger RNA of Cercopithifilaria johnstoni, 2031 nucleotides long. NCBI's taxonomy places the organism in Eukaryota, Metazoa, Nematoda, Chromadorea, Rhabditida, Onchocercidae. The record is from the annotation of a GenBank genome assembly.